UCCCCAUUUCCAAUUCCUGUAAGCACAAUGCACUUUGUUCAAUUGAACCUCUUAAAUUUGGGCCAUAGAUCCGUUUGAACUCAUAAUAAUCUUCAAACAAAGAGGCGCAUCGCAUUCUUCCAACCGUGGCUUUAAUGGGUAAAUUGAACUCGCAGAAACAUAUAUCCACCAUAAAAGAUGGAGUUACAGAACUCAAGGUUUACGAAGAGGCAGAUAAGAUAAAAAUCCAAAGCCGUGAUUCUCUCAGCAGGCGCUGCAAGGGAAUGUCUGGUGCGCCUAACAUGAGUGAUGUGCAGACCAGUCGGAAGAGCUCGGAGAGUGAUAUCAAGCACAUAGAGAGGAUAAAAGCAAAAUGCAGUACUUCUGUUAAGGUAAAUGUCAAAAGAAAAGUAUUGACAGAUAUCAGCAAUAUCAGGGGCAACUCUUCGAGAACCAAAUCAUAUAAUAGCUCCAAACUGCUGGUGUCAAAUGGUAAAUGCCCAAAAAAUGCAAGCAAUUCAGCAAGAAAAUUUAUCAUGGGAAAUGUGAGGCCAAACUUGAACGGAGCUACUGGUGACAAGCAAAUCUUGACACGGGCACCAUUCAAAGAUACAAAAGCCUCAUUUGAUGGCCGAAAGACCAGAAUUCAAGGCCGUAAAUCAGUUACCACUGGAAUCAGGCCAACUGGAAGGAAUGAUUUACCGCCAUCAAGGAGGUCUUUACCUAUACUACAGCAGGUGAACAUCGAGGGUACAGACAAUAAAGAGAAGGGAAAGGUGAGGGCGAACUUGAAUAAAGCUACUGAUGACAAGCAAAUCUUGACACAGGCACCACGCAAAGAUAUGAAAGCCUCCUUUGAUGGCCCAAAGACCAGAAUUCAAGUCCGUAAAUCAGUUACCACUGGAAUCAGGAGAACUGGAAGGAAUGCUUUACCGCCAUCAAGGCGGUCUUUACCAAUACUACAGCAGGUGAACGUAGAGGACACGAACAAUAAAGAGAAGGUAAAUUCCAAAAAGCUGGAGAAAGGCAAAGGAAUAAGUGGUGUUUCAGUUUUGGCAAAGCCUAAGGCCGCAGGAGAUGUUUUACCACAGUUAAGCAACCACAGCAACAUACGGAGAAAUCGAGUUGGUGAUGCCUCGGCUAGAAUGGCUCCCCGGGGUCAAGCUAAGGUGGAAGUUGGAGCAUUGAGAAGAAAAUCAGUCAGGACAGUUCUGAAAAUUACUGCUAGCAGUCUCAAUUCACAAAAGUGUUCAAAGUCGAACUCCAUGUCAGGUGUGCACAAAUGCACCUCUCGAGUUUCCAUUCCAUGUAAAAGGCUGGUGGAUGUUAGGACAUCUUCCCUAUCAAAAUAUGCAACAUCAGAGAUUUCAGCUGAGCAACCUCAUCAAAAGGAAGUUCCUUCUAGUAGUAGUGGCAGCUUAGCUACACCGGAAUUGUCAAUUGCCAGGAGGAAAUCUGAUCGUAGGAAGUCUUUUACGUGUUUACUGAUGGCAAGAUCAAAGCUUAUGAAGGAGCUAUGUGGAAAUGUAGAGCUGGACAAUUUGUCAAACAUUUAUGAUAGUUGCAAUCAUCUUGAAGUUACUGAAUAUGUUGAUGACAUCUAUCAAUAUUAUUGGGUUAUAGAGGCACAGAAUCAGCCUAUCAAAAACUACAUGGAGACUCAGAAGGAAAUAACACCCCAAAUGCGUGGCAUAUUGAUCAACUGGCUUAUUGAAGUCCAUCUGAAAUUUGAUUUGAUGCAAGAAACUCUAUUUCUCAUGGUUACACUCCUGGACUACUACUUAUCAUUAGCAAGGGUCAAGAAGAAUGAUUUGCAGUUAGUUGGCCUUACUUCACUGUUGUUGGCAUCAAAAUAUGAGGACCUUUUCCAUCCGAGGGUCAUGGACUUACUAAGCAUCUCUGCUGAGUCAUACACAAGAGAUCAGAUGCUGGAAAUGGAGAAAGAUAUCUUAAGGAAAUUGAAGUUUCGCCUUAAUGCAGCAACUCCUUAUGUCUUCAUGCUAAGGCUUCUUAAGGCUGCUCAAGCAGACACAAGGUUUGAACAUCUGGCAUUUUACCUCAUCGAGUUGUGCUUGGUUGAAUACGAAGCUUUGAACUACAAGCCAUCCAUGCUUUGUGCAUCAGCUAUUUAUGUGGCAAGAUGUACGAUGCAAAUGACGCCAGCCUGGACACCACUGCUGGGGAUUCAUGGACGUUAUCAAGAAUCCCAAUUCAGACAUUGUGCGGAAAUGAUCUUGAGGUUUCACAAAGCUGCAAGCACAGCACUUUUGAAAGUCACGCAUGAGAAAUAUAUGCAGUCCAGUAACAGCAAAGUUGCUGCUAUAAAACCUUUGCAGAGUCUCCCUUAAGUAUAUAUCUCUGCUGAGUUCAGUUUUCUGGAAGUGCAGAAACAUCUGAGGAACUCAAAAGAGAUGUGCUGUAAAUCUGUGUUGAUCACAACUCUUUUUAAUGGCUUCUGGAAGUUGAGCUUGGUCUUCAAUCCUUGUAAAUCGACCAUAGGGGGUUCUCUUAACUAUAAGACAUUUAGUUUCCCUUUAGUAGUCCCAGGGGAAGGUAAGCCCACUUUUUUAUGGCAGCGGAAAUCAUUCUCUAGCUUCCAGGGAAGCUGAAAAUGGGCUCUAGUUCUAUUAAUAGAGAUGGUAGAUUAGAGCCUCCUGUGUUCAUCACUAUACGAAUUUUAAGGACAUCUUUUUGCAAACGAACUGUUGAUACGUGAUUCUCGCGCGUUGGAAAGAAUGGAUUAAUUGCUUAUGCAA
Molecule: messenger RNA, 2735 nt
Organism: Nicotiana tabacum (common tobacco)
Lineage: Eukaryota; Viridiplantae; Streptophyta; Magnoliopsida; Solanales; Solanaceae
Product: putative cyclin-B3-1
Source: RefSeq, a predicted model, not a curated record